Brassicogethes aeneus is the source of this 1756-nucleotide messenger RNA. The record is from the annotation of a GenBank genome assembly. Lineage: Eukaryota; Metazoa; Arthropoda; Insecta; Coleoptera; Nitidulidae.
UUUUAAAGAACCAAAUAUUUAAAAGAAAAUUUACAAAAGUUUUAAUUAUAAUAGCAAAUUUAUAAAGAUAAAUUUUUGAUGAGGGUGUGGCAACCUAGCAAUUUUUAUUUAAGGUGCAUGAUGAAACAUAUGUUUAUUUCAUGAAAAAAACUAUAAAAUACAAUCGAAUUAUUUUUUAAACCACAUUAUAAUGUCUGAUAAAAAAGGUGCUGUGGGCCCUGAUGGCUUAACCAAAAAAGAACGAAGAGCUUUAAAAGUACAGGCAAAACAAGGUGAAGGAAAUCCAGCACCAGUAGAGAAUAAAACCCAGGACAAUAAGAAAGCUGUUGCAUCAGAAAAAGAUGUUAAAAAAAUUGCUGAUACACCUGUAUUGGCUGAAUUAUCAGAAAAGGAAAAACGUAAAUUGGAAUGGCAAAAGAAAUUAGCUGAGCAAAAUGUAAGUAAUAAAGAGAAAGAGGCUUUGAGUAAGGCUGAACUGAAGCAUAAACGAAGAGAACAGCAGGAAGCACAACGAUUAGCAAAAGCUAAAGAGGAUGAGUCAAAGAAAGUUCCUGUCAAGGUGGAAGUUACAGUGGAGAAAGAAAAAUCGCCUCUCAAGAAAGUUGGAUCUCCAGUUAAGAAACCGGAUAUUAAGAAGAAUGUUAAAAGUAUGCAAAAAGUACAAUUAGUACAACAUUUGUACUGUGAGGAUCAACUAAAGUCUGAAUUUGGCGAAUUAAUUGUUAACUAUAAAAAUGUCCAUCCAGCUUUUAUUAGAUUAGGUGUCCAGUAUUCGACAAAAACAAUACUAGGAUCAAAUGCUAGAUGCUUGGCACUACUCUCAGCCCUUAAACAUCUCGUAGAAGACCUCCACACCCCUCCAAAACAAGAAUACUGCAGAUAUCUGGAAAGCGUUUUGCAAACUUGCACAGCAUACCUGCAAAAUUGUAGACCUCUAGCUGUUUCUAUGGUCAACGCUUUAAGGCAUUUUAAGUUGCAACUCACCCAUAUUAAUAAUAAACUUUCUGAUAAUGAGAAAAAGGCCAUGUUAAUAGAAGUGAUUGAAAUUUAUAUAAAUGAUGAUAUUAAGAAAGCUGGAGACGCGAUCAGUUUGAGGGUGAAUGAAAAAAUUAAUAAAAGUGGGGAUGUUAUUCUUACAUAUGGAUGCUCAUCUCUGAUAAGAAAAAUCCUUCUGGAGGCCCAUUCCGAGGGCAAAGAUUUCGAAGUGAUCGUAGCGGACGGGCGCCCCCUGCUGGAGGGUCGCGAACUGCUGCGACGCUUGGUGCAAGCCGGCAUCAGGUGCUCCUACGUCCUGAUCAACUCGCUCAGCUGCGUCAUGGGCAACGUAACGAAGGUGCUGCUCGGCGCGCACGCGCUGCUCACCAACGGUUACGUGAUGUCGCGCAUAGGCACCGCACAGGUGGCGCUGGUGGCGAACGCCUUCAACAAGCCGGUGCUGGUUUGCUGCGAGACCUACAAGUUUUCCGAGAAAGUGCAAACCGACUCCUUUGUACACAACGAAAUAGGUGACGAAAAUGCUCUUUCAAAAAUCGACACAGCUCAGGAUCAGAGUCCUUUGAUAGCUUUCAAAGAAAACAGUAAACUCAUGCCAUUGACUUUGUUAUAUGAUGUAACGCCUCCAGAUAUGGUUACUGCAGUUGUUACAGAAUUGGCCAUUUUACCAUGCACAAGUGUACCAGUUGUACUCAGAAUUAACGCAAAUGAAGUAAAUUGAAAUCUGUAUAUAAAAAAUUAUAAAUAAAUGCCUUUUACAUGA